Messenger RNA from Chaetura pelagica (chimney swift), 4677 nucleotides. Its product is annotated as sterile alpha motif domain-containing protein 9-like. Lineage: Eukaryota; Metazoa; Chordata; Aves; Apodiformes; Apodidae. Gene Ontology annotation, cellular component: cytoplasm. The record is from RefSeq and is a predicted model, not a curated record. Bases 1 to 4677 code for a protein of 1558 amino acids. The transcript is spliced from 2 exons. Gene Ontology annotation, molecular function: protein binding.
AUGGAUGACAGCACAUUGCCUGUGAAUAAAUGGGAUGAGAGUGACGUCCAACGCUGGCUAGAAUCGACUGGAAUCAAGAAAGAGUAUGUAGAAAAACUACAUGCAAAAAAAUUAACAGGCCCACUGCUCCUGAAACUGGAUGAACCUUUCCUCAAAGGCAUUGGUAUGAAAGGGGCCCAAAUCCACAGGUUAAUCUGCAAGAUAAAGGACCUUAAGCAGCAACAGCAGAAGGCACAGCAAGACAAACCUUCCAGCAGCAAAGCCUCUGGCAGAGCUGAUGCACAAACGGAUGUGGUAAGACCCAGAAAUGCAUCUGCUCAAAAAACGUCCAGUGGAGACAGCUCUGGUGCAGCAGACAAAACUAACAGAGACAACAUAGCUUGUACUUCUGGCAAGAGGCAAAGUAGUAACUCCCAGCUUAAAAGUACUGAUGAAACCAUAGAGCUCAGCAACCAUCGACCAUUCAGAAGUCAGAAUACUGAUUUCAAGUAUGUGAAAGGCAGAGUUCUUGCUCCAGAAUCAGGAGUCAACAAUUUGAUCACUCCUUGUCAUGAAUACAAAUCUUUUGCCACUGCUGCAGAGCUGACCAGAGAACGGCUGCAAUCAAAAUUUGCCUGUGAAGUGUUAAGAUUUGCUUCAGCCUGCAUGAACAUUCGAACAAAUGGUACCAUACAUUUUGGUAUCAUGGACAGUGUUGAGGACAAGGGCUGGAAACACGGAGAGAUCGUUGGCAUAAAGGUCAAAGAGCGAGAACACUACACUGAUGCAUUAGAUUAUAUAGAGAAAUGCUUUCCAGAAGAGGUACAAGAAAUUGCAAGGAGAUGUAUUCACCCACCUGUUUUUGUUGAAGUGAUUUCCAAAGACUCUCAGGAACAAAGAUUCGUGGUGGAGGUUGACAUUGAACCAACAUCCAGUUUAGUAAACAACCAAUUGUUUGAAGUGCGUUUGCCAAAGUAUAAUGAAGACAACCAGAAGGUGAACCUCACAAAAGACCCAGUUCUCUAUCAGAGACUGGGAACAAAGUCUGAACCCGUAAAGCUCAAAGAUCUCACUACUUUUAUUAGGGGCUUACGAGACAGAGAUACUCAAAGAGAAAACGCUGAGCUCUCCAGUGCCCAAGUACAUACAGAAAUACCUCAAAAUUUAGGAAGGAAGUUAUCAAUUCUACUAAAUGAUGGCAAAAACUAUAUGGAUGAUUCCCUAUGGUACAUCCUUGUCACAAACAGAUGUGAAAAGGAUAAUUUGAACUGUAUCAACUUUUUAAUGCACUUGAACAUUUUCUGCGUCUUCGACUUUGAUGAAGAUUCUUAUGUGUCAGGGUUGUACAGCAAGUACAAAGAACUCCAUACAACAAGGUCCUAUUUUUUACAGGACUUUUCCAAUGAAGGUAAGACUGGCAACCCUUGUGCUCAGAAACAUCUGUGCCUGUUUGAUCAGGCUAGCUGGAUAUUCUGCAAUGGGCGCAGUGACUUCCAUGGAGAUGAAAAACCUUGUGAUGAAAAUACAUGGAUUAGAAUAAAAAAAAAAUACCUUAAGAAAGCAAUUACUCGAAUCUGUGAUGAAAUCCUGCCACAGAGGUCUUUCAUCGUGCUUUUCCUACUGCUGUCUCCAGUCCAGAAGCCCCUUGUGGAUGCUUUUCAUGAAUUCUAUGCAGAGAUGAAUGGCACAGAGUACAUCGUUUGCAUUGCAGAGUCCAGAGAAAAUUAUGAGAAGUGGGCUCAUCUAGCCCAGGCAUCCUGCAGCAUCGAGACACUAGAGCAAUGCAGCAUCGUGGGUAUGAAACUAAGUCACAUAGAUGCCACCAUUCAAGCAAUGCUGCCUUCUACAGCACAACCCAGACAUCUACCAGUUUCCACCAGAGGGCUGUGCACACUUCCCUUGCUGGAAGAAGAGAAAAUGUUUUCCCUAGAAAUCCUUUGUUCUGACCAGUGUGAUGACAUCAAAAUAGAUCUUUUAACGGAAAAAGAAAUACAAGAAAUAGAACAAAAUUUUUACAGAGGGAGAAAAAUAAUCUGGAAAAACUUCUGGCUGGCUGAUAAAAGACACUGUGGAGAAAUCAUUGAACGUGAAGCAUGUGAGGAUGCAAGCAAACUCCUGGGUGAUAUUUUACGAGGAAGCAGACUCAACUAUUCUGUGGCUAAGCUGAAGAUAUUUCACCACCCUGGAAGCGGUGGAAGCACAAUAGCACGGCAGGUUCUAUGGAAAAGAAGAAAGGACUUAAGAUGUGCUGUUAUCAAAACCUCAUAUUCACCUUCAACUGUCUGUGAACAUGCACUUGCAUUUAGAGAUUACGAAGAAAAAGAUACCAGUCACUGUCUUCCUGUGCUCCUCCUGAUCGAAGAUUAUGAUGAAGACUACUUAGAAGAACUAAGGAAUGAGUUAAUGGAUGCUGUAGGAACUAGGAAAAUUAAUUCCCCCAGACCUUACUUCAUCCUCAUGUGCUGUAGACGAUCCAAUGACCCUGAAAGACUUUGCAAGGCUUCUCCACUGGACACAGUUGCUGUCACUCACAAGCUGACGGACUCAGAGAAAAGUCUGUUCAAAGCUAAACUUGAAAAACUGAGGCAGAAGGAUGUCAAGCCAGAGUUCAUACUUACAUUUGUCCUGAUGUGCGAAGAGUUCAAUGAAGCAUACGUGAGAAACUUUGUAGAGCACAUACUGCAAGGCAUAGACCGUCAUUCUCGUGAUACAUAUUUGAUACGUUAUGUGGCUUUGCUCAAUUUUUAUGUACCUAACUCUUAUGUUUCACUGUCACACUGUGAGGCUUUUCUGGGACUGGGGUUACAUACAGCAAUGACAUCAAGAGCAUAUAAUUUCAAACGUCUCUUGAGUGAACAAGCAAGAAUGAUUUUUAUUGAGCGAAGGGAAAGUACUACCAAUAUUUCAUAUGUUCAGAUAAUACACUGUCUGGUUGCAAAAGAAAUUCUGCAUCAGCUUUCAGGGAACGAACCUCAAAGUCAACUUGCAAUGACACUUCUUCAGGAAAAGACACUCUUUGAAAACAGAUUUGUACGAGGGGAAUUCAUAAAGUUCAUCAGAGAUCUUUUUAUUAGACGUGAGAAAAGAAGCAGGGGUGACAAAACUGAUACUCUUUUCUCCCCAUUCAUUGAACACAUCUGUCAAGUUGAAGACUGUGAAAAAGCUAUAGCUGUUUUAAAAGCUGCAUAUGAGCUCCUUGGAAAAGAUCCUUUUUUUGCCCAGCAGCUUGCCAGGCUGCAUUACAACAAUGAAAAAUUUAAAGAUGCAGAAUAUUGGGCAGGGGUUGCAAAAUUUCAUUUGCCAAAUGAUUCUUAUAUUUUAGACACAGAAGGUCAAGUCUAUAGGAGAUGGUUUAGUUUUGUUCUGGAUAAAAAGACAGAGGAGGACACUCCUGAAAGCAUCAUUGAAAAGAUCGAGAUGGCUCUUAAAGCUAUGAAAUGCUUCAAGGCUGCACAAUGGGCUGCAAAAGCAGAACGUGACAGUAUGAACAAUGCUGGCUAUUUUGGAGAAGUUGAAGUAGGAUGUCGUCUACUUAAAUUUUUGUCCACAGUCCAAGUAUUUCGCAGAACGCCAGAGGGGGAAAAUUCUGAGCUUGUGAAAUACCUGAUCACAGAUUACAUUCCUAAAGACAUCGAAAAGCCAUGGGGAAGGCUUCACUCACGCUUAAAAGGCUUACGCCAGAACCUGUAUGAAGCUCUAGAAUGGAUUUCUGAAGACCUAAGUUAUUUCCAAACUGAUAAAGACCAUGAGAAGGAAGAAGAUGAUGAAAAAAAUGAAAAGGAAGAACAAAUUCAUAAUCCUAGAAAAUGGCUAAAAAGACAGUCUGAGGUAUAUGCCAAAUUCUUCAUCUCAACAUCACUGACCGAGGAUAGCAACGGUGGCCCUGAGAGCCAGCUAAUGAGACGCAUGCAUAUUUAUAGCAGUGGUGGAGGUAGUGUCACCAAUAUCCUGUCAUUCUUAACAGAUAAGAAAGAGAAAAGAUCAGCUGAAAAGCUAGAAAGGAUCCUUGGUUUCUACCCAGAAAACCCACGCAGCCUUGAGGACAAUGAUCUGAUCAAUUAUAUUUUGUGCCACAUCACAUUAGCAUGCUUAGCACCAGGAUCGGCCAAACUUUGUCCAAUGCAAACUCUUCGUAAUCUCAGUGCAAGAUUCUUUAAAGGAAAAAGACCAUUUCCAGCAAGUGCCUUUUUUUUGCUCACUUUGUUGUACUGGCCAGAUGAGGCAUUAGACAAGGAGCCUCAUCCAGAUAAAGACGAAAUUCUAAACACAGCCCUUCAAACCCUGAAACGUUUAUAUGACAUCAAGAUGAAAGAUGUUCCUACCAGAAAGAAAAGAAUCUACACUCACUUCUUUCUGGGAAAGGGUUAUGGCUUAGGUAAGAUUGUGCACAAAACUAAAAUUGAGAAAUUAAUUAGUGGGUCCUUAGACGAGAGGAGAAUGAAGUGGCUACAUGGAACUGUGUGGAAUAUUGCCAGUAUUCGUGACAUACUCAAAAGAGUUUCUGGUUGGACCAAGGACAGAAAAUUAUAUAUACGUGGUCAUGUGAAGGAGUUUCCUAUCUUGCCACUCCAUCUUGAUUCACUGCCUCCUGGAAAUGAAAAUGUGACCUUUUAUUUGGGCUUUUCAUUUAAUGGACUUGUUGCUUUCAAUAUUGAGGUUGAAAAUGACCCAAUUGUCAGCAGAAUACACAGCACUUAG